Molecule: messenger RNA, 1727 nt
Organism: Lasiosphaeria miniovina
Lineage: Eukaryota; Fungi; Ascomycota; Sordariomycetes; Sordariales; Lasiosphaeriaceae
Exons: 7
Coding region: 120-1484 (454 amino acids)
Source: RefSeq, a predicted model, not a curated record
CCAGGUGAUAGAUAUAUAGAAACGCACACACGCACGCACGCACGCACGCACACACACACACACACACACAAACACACGCACACACAGGCAGCAGAGAAAGACAGAAAGAAGAGACGGCAAUGGGCACGAUGACGGACACGCUGCCCGUGACCUACAGGUUCGAGGCCUGGUACUACGGCGACCCGAACGACACGGGUAACCGCGACCGAGCCUUUGUCAAGGCGCUCCAGAAGCGCAUGCCGUCGAAGCGCUGGAAUGUUUAUUCAGUCAACAUCGAGACCAAUCAGAAGAAGGCCAAGAAAGCUGCUACCCAGACUGCUCGCAAUGCUACCAAGGAGGGGGCCAUGCCUAACGUCCCCUCGAAGGAUGUUUUUCUCUGCCUCGAGGUACAUAUGAGGACGGAUCUGAAACGAGCAAAGAAGGCCGUCAUCUACACCAACACCAGAGACGGCAAGUACCCCACUGCUGAGGGCAGGGCCUACGCCGAAGUAUUUGACAAGCUGUACACCUACCUGGUCCCCUUUAUUAGUGAGCCCAAGUUCGCGAGCGACGUCGGUCUCAACAAGCCCUUGUGCUGGAGCUUGUCGUCGGCUAAUCUAGAGUGCAAGACAACCGGGGGACACCGGAGAUGGUGCCUGAUGCCGCCGGGAGAGCCGACUGACAUGCCGGCGAAGAAGAUUGAGAAGACUCUAUACGACCUCGCGAGAAUCAACGUAAAAAAACGAGACAAAGCCCACAAGCUUUGCGGCGGCGGCGGCGUGCUAGAAUGCAUUGACAACCACCUCUACCGGCAGAAGCAGACGUACGACCUCCUGUCUGACCUGAUGUCCAAGAUGGUUUCCAGUAGUGAAGUGACUCCGGAAAUGGUCGAGGACAACGUCAGCGCCAUCGAAGGCGUCGACAAGGCCCUGACGACCGUCGUGUCCAUGUUCCAGCAACACGUCGGCAGGUCGCCGGCGCCCAGCAGCCGCUGCGGCGUGUUCCGCGCCGUGCAGAAGAUGUUCCAGCCCAAGUUUGGCGCCAUCGCCAUUGACGACGAUGUCAUUGAGGAGCUCAAGAAGAGCACACGCCUUGAGCUGGGCCAACUCCAGCGCCUCGCGCCCGUCCUGGCCGCGCAUGUCCGGCUGCAGAAACCGGAGAACUGGAAAAAACUAAAAGCCGACUGCGCCUCGGCGCUCGAGGGCGACGAGCGCAACGUGAUGCCCGACAAGAUGGGCAUCUCGAGCAAGUGGCUCGGCGACAUGGGCGAGCACGCAGCGGCGCUGCGCCUCGUGCGGGCCCACUACGACAUCAUCUAUAACCGGUUGCUAGCCGACAUCGAGGCCCUCAACAAGGCCGUCGGCGCCGAGUACGUCCGCCGCGGUGCCACGCUUUUUCGUAGUACUAGCACGCCGCGCAACGGCUGCCUCGUCGAGGCCCGGCUGCAUGGCCUUGAGCCGAAGAGGAGCUUGUUUGCCGCUGCCGAGGAGUGUGAGAAGGUGUGAGUGUGCCGGGGGUUUGGGUGGUGGUGGCUUGCUGGGGUUGUCAGGCCAUCUUAGUGAGUAGGGAGACUGACUCUGGCACGAAGCUGGGUGAAGUAGGAGGAUGACUUAUAUCUUUCCGCCUUUCCUUUUUGCUGUUGCUUUAAAAAUGUUGGAGCUGGAGAAAAUGGUCUCGCUCUUUCCCGGUUUCUGGGGAGUUUGGCACUCAUCGUUUGCCUCUCAUCGUUUGCCUCUCUCUCCCACACC